Plutella xylostella (diamondback moth) is the source of this 2048-nucleotide messenger RNA. RefSeq names its product synaptic vesicle glycoprotein 2B. Gene Ontology annotation, cellular component: membrane. The record is from RefSeq and is a predicted model, not a curated record. Gene Ontology annotation, molecular function: transmembrane transporter activity. Gene Ontology annotation, biological process: transmembrane transport. NCBI's taxonomy places the organism in Eukaryota, Metazoa, Arthropoda, Insecta, Lepidoptera, Plutellidae.
GUGUGAGGAGUGGGCGGCAUUCGCACUGGAGCCUCCGCGGUGGCACGAGCGAGCGGCGCGCGCGCAGUGAACAUGCCCCAGCGGUAGUGGUGCAGCGACACACGGGACCGAGCGUGAUCUCAAACGAACUCUUAUUGUAAAGUGAAACAGUGAAAUCCUAUUGCCAAAAUGGGUUUGGAUUUCUUAGAGCAUGGGGCCGACUUCGAGGCUGCUAUUUCGGCCACCGGCUUCGGUCGGUUCCACUUCUGCCUGCUGGCGAUCACGGGGCUGAUCUACGCGAACACGGCCAUCGGCAUCACGAUAGUGUCGUUCGUGCUGCCGGCCGCCACCUGCGACUUCCGCAUGACCUCCGCCGACAAGGGGUGGCUCACUGCCGCGCCCAUGCUGGGCAUGGUUAUCGGCUCGUACUUCUGGGGCUGCCUGGCCGACACGAAGGGGCGCAAGGUGGUGCUGGUCUCCACGCUGCUGAUGGACGGCUUCAUCGGCAUCAUCUCCAGCUUCGUGCAGAUCCUGCCCGUGUUCAUGGUGUGCCGGUUCAUUAACGGCUUCUCGGUCGCCGGCGCCAUGGGUAUCUGCUUCCCCUACCUGGGCGAGUUCCAGGCCACCAAGUACCGAGAGAAGAUUCUCUGCUGGAUGGAGAUGUUCUGGACUCUCGGAGUCAUCAUUCUUCCCCUGAUCGCGUGGGGCAUCAUCCCCAUCACCGGCAUCCGCAUCGAACACGGCGCGUUCUCAUACGACUCAUGGAACUGGUUCGUCGCGGCGUGCGGGGUGCCCUCCCUGCUGCUCGGCUUCUGGCUCUUCAGCUUCCCCGAGAGCCCCAAGUUCAUGAUGGAGUGUGGGGACUACGACGACGCGCUCGCCGUGCUCAAGGACAUCUACCGACAGAACACCGGGGACGAUCCCGACAACUAUCCGAUCAAAAGCCUCAAGGAGAAGGUCCGCACAGUCUCCGUCGCAUCUCAAAGCUCGCAGAAGUCCGUCCGCAGUCUCAGCAUGCGGAAGCCCAAGGACAUCAAGCGGCUGUUCACGGAGAUCUGGGGACAGACCAAGGCGCUGUGCAAGCCCCCUUACCUGAAGUACACCAUCCUCACCUGCAUCAUACAGUUUGGCUUGACCACUAGCUACUACACCCUCAUGAUCUGGUUCCCGGAGUUGUUCAACCGCUACGAGGCAUUCGAGCACCAGUUCCCCAACACCACGGCUUCUGUCUGUGACGUCAGCGGCAUCGUGGUGGAAGACGCCGACCUGGACCCCUUCGACUGCGGCAAGACCAUCGAGCAGAGCGUCUACAUGCACACCUUGAUUGUUGGACUGGCUUGCAUUCCGACCUCGCUGUGGUUGCCGCUUUGCGUGCAUAAGCUUGGAGCUAAGUUCUUCCUUAUCUUCAGUUUGGGCAUGGCGGCGACGGUGACGGUGGGGCUGUACUUCGUUCAGAACUCUGUCCAGAACCUGGUGCUGUCGUGCAUCUUCGAGGCGCUGACCUCGCUCGCCAUCAGUCUGGUCUUCUGUGUGCUGGUCGAUCUGUUCCCGACUAACCUUAGGGUAAUGGCGGCAGCACUGUCGCUGACGGCCGGGCGAGGCGGCGGUCUCAUCGGCAACCUGUCGUUCGGCUACCUCAUCGACAUCAACUGCGUCGUGCCCAUCGUACUCUUCUCUGCAUUCCUCUACCUUGCCGCUUUCCUCUGCUUCUUCUUACCAAAGACAGGCCAAGAAGCUCUAGACUAAAUCCAGUUGUGUCACAUACAAUCAAAGUUAGCUAGGCUACCGCCACCCUUAUAGAGAUUACAAUUUUUCAAGUGAUUGUACAUAUCAUUUAGGAUGUAAAUAUUGUGGACUAAGUAAAUCUAUUUAUUUAAUGAAUCGUUCCCUAGUUUUAUUGUUGUGUCGCAAAGCGAAUAGGUACCUAUACGACGUUGCUAGCUGAUCCUGUGAUUAAUGCAGUAUUGAAUGCCGUACGCAUGUAUGUUAUAUGAACUUAGCAGUAUUUUAGUGUUGACUGUGUAAUUUUAUCCGUACUUUAUGAAUAAACGUAAUUUGUCAAGUAAUUA